Molecule: messenger RNA, 3819 nt
Organism: Ruditapes philippinarum (Manila clam)
Lineage: Eukaryota; Metazoa; Mollusca; Bivalvia; Venerida; Veneridae
Product: RYamide receptor-like
Exons: 2
Coding region: 433-1587 (384 amino acids)
Biological process (GO): G protein-coupled receptor signaling pathway
Cellular component (GO): membrane
Molecular function (GO): neuropeptide receptor activity
Source: RefSeq, a predicted model, not a curated record
AUUAUCGCAAUGUAAAACUUGUAGGAGUACGUAUAUACGUGAUCCUCUUUCAACACUGUGUAUUUAUUCUGCUGCCUUGAAUACCGCCUGUUAACAGAUAUUUGAGCAUUUGCUGAACAGAUUCCCUCUAUUGGAUUUACCGUAACGCGCAUCAUUGUACUGUUUGAUCUGAAUGGAAUAAAUAACUCAGCGCUAUAAAAUAUCUAAAUAUUGUAUCGACUGUUCAAGAAUUGAAAUAAUUUUGGAUAUAAUUGUUUAUGUUAUGAGCAUAUAUACAAGAAAUAUAUUGGAUUUAAGAUUAAAUUAUUGUCAACUAUAAUAUAAAGAUAUCAAUGGUGUUAUAGAAAUUCAUAUUAUUUAUAAUUACAUGUGCAUUCUAAGGAUGGCAAUGUGAUUAAUACAAAAACAACUACUCAAGUAUGUGCAUAUAAGAUGUCAGAAGAGUAUAAAAUUGGAAGGAACUCUACGCAAGCUUCUGACGAAGCAUUUCAAAUUUCGGAAUAUGUACAAGUGUUAAUAAUUGUUAUGUAUUCUGUUGUAACAAUUAUAGCUGUAGGUGGCAACAGUAUAGUUUGUUAUCUAGUGUAUGCUUACAAACGUAUGCAUACCGUGCCGAACUACUUCAUAGUUAACCUUGCUAUCAGUGAUAUCAUUAUGGCCUUAUUUUGCAUUCCAUUUACGUUUAUUGCCAAUCUUAUUCUCAACUACUGGCCAUUUGGGGAGACAAUGUGCCCAAUUGUUCUUUAUAUACAGGUUGUUGCAGUGUUUUUGAGUUCCUAUACCCUUGUCGCCAUGAGCAUUGAUAGAUAUAUUGUAAUUGUUCAUCCAUUUAAACCCAGAAUCACGCAAAAACAAACUGCUUUAACUAUAAUUGGAAUAUGGAUUAUUUCGUUUGCAAUUCCGUUACCAACGUUUUUAAAAUCACGUGUAAUAUAUCAUUCAAAUACAAGUGGACAAUGCUUAGAAACUUGGGAAAAUAACACUGGACAAUACACAUAUGGGUUGUCACUUAUGAUUUUACAUUAUUUUGGACCAUUGACACUUUUAUUGUUUUCUUAUUCUAAAAUUGGAUACAACAUAUGGAUAAAAAAUAUUCAAGGUGCAGAUAGAAAUAAAAGGAAACUUCAAUUAGCUACUGCUAAGAAAAAGAUGAUAAAGAUGAUGGUCACCGUAGUGAUAUUUUACGCCCUGUGUUGGUUACCACUUCAUACAAUAACACUUGUCGGUGAUCAUAACCCGAAGAUCUACAACAAUAAAUAUAUACCGAUAUUAUGGUUGUGUUUCCAUUGGCUCUCGAUGAGCAACAGUUGUUACAAUCCAAUCAUUUAUCUUUGGAUGAGUCCUAAAUUUAGAACUGGACUGCGUUUGGCUUUAAACAGUUGUUUUCAGAGGAAACAGACGACAUCAGCGUCAGAUGAAGAAAUCUAUCAAAAGAUACAUAUGAUAUUUCCGCGUUUGCGAUACGAGCUUCAAAUGGAGGAAAGUAUGAAAAAUAAUAACCGAACACCUAGACCUAAAAACAACUUUGAAGAUUUGAUGUCAGAGGAAUACAUGCUUCCAAACAGGAGUAUCCAUAGUGACACGUGAUGCUGUAAAGAUGUUCUUAUAAACUUAAGAGAUUCCUUUGUACGAAAAUGUAUUUAGAAUAACAAUCAUAAUAUUUAAAUUACAUUACCAAUCAUUUUAUGAAAUAUCGAAAAGACCAUACGAUACAAACUCAUAAUUUUCAAUGAUUUUUUAACUUGAGCAUACUGAACAAUUUAUCUGAAAUAAAAAUUAAUUGAAUUUCUAAAAACGUUGCUCUAUAACUUCCAGUAAUAAUUUGUAUGCCCGUUCUAUCUUGAUAGUGCGCAGCAAACUCAUGUGAAUGUCGGAUCUGAGCUAAAGAGAUCUCUGAAUAAAGUUUAAGCAUGUAAAAUAUACCGGAACAUUAAAAAAUUAUAUUUAAUUACUUUCUUUUUAUCCUUUUUCAAUAGCGUUGUUUACAUGAUAUGAAAACCAAAAAAUAAAUUUGCUCGAAAUAUUUUCAUGGAAAAUAAACUUUCCAUAACGCACGCACGCACGCUGGCACUCACAUAGCUCCACAUACAUGCGUGCACGCGCGCGCGUGCUUGUAUCCACACACGUAAAUAAGUCUUAUAACCAGAUUAUGAUUUCGUAAUUCUAAUUUCGAAAUUUACCUACCCCCGUGCCGUUGAUUUAUUACUUUAUAGUUUGAACUACAGGCAAAGUAUUAGAAGACAAAGUAGGAAACAUUUGAUAGAGGUUUAUUAAAAGCUUUUUUUUUUAGAUUUCGGAUUCCAGAUUUUGAAGAUUAUGUCUAAAAAACAUCUCCAUUUCAGACAGUAGUGUACUGAUAUUACCUAAACUGACAUGAAAGAAAAACAGAAAUAAGGUUGUUGUUCUACUUGUAGACGCCUGUUUGCAUUAUAAGUAAUCUGAUAUGCAGUUUUUUUGCAAACAACUUUAUCAUUAAGUAUCAGGUGAAUUAAAUUCUUUACAGAAAAAAAUGUAGCCAAUGUGUUAUUCUAUUACGUUAUCAGACUAUCGUGUACCUCUCAGUUUCCGAUCAUUUGUGCAUAAUUCCCAACCAUACGUCAAUUAUUGCAAGAAAAGCCGUUAUUCAGUUUUUUGGUAUCUGGCAUGUAGUUUCUAUUGGAAAUACAAACAUUAUCAAAAUAAAACUAUGGUAGCAGUUGCAGUAAUUUAUGUUGUUCUUGUGAUUGUUUUAGAACAUUAAUGCUCGUAUAAUUAAUAACACUUAAAAAUGGUGUAAAACGGGUCAGGGAAAUGUAUAUAAAUGUAUUAAGAAGGCGUAAACAUUUUAUUUAAAGGCGACAGAAUGUUACUUAUUAACCCAUACUGUUAUUGGACAAGUGAACAAGAUUUUAAUAAACCCGAUCAAGCUGGGUACUCACACAAACACACACAUCCCCGCCUCUAAAUAAACGAAAAUAGUGUUACAUAUGCUCUAGAAAAGCAUUCCCUAUUAUUUUAUUUAAAAUUUAAUGUUAUUAUAAUCAUAUCUCAGCAUAAUCAUUUAAUAUGUUAUUUACAAUGGAGGUGCAAUAAAUUCAAGCAGUAUGUAUAGUAUUUAAAUCAACUCAAAUUUUAUGCAAAACGUCUAUUAGAUUAUAAAGUACGCAAAUGUUCAAACAAAAAAAUAUAUCAAAAUUCCAUUGUUUUAAAUAUCAUGACUCCUUUCUUACGCAUUUUAAAAAUAUUGUGUAUACGUUCAUAUUUUUGUGUUGAGAUGAAAACACUUGAAAUAUUUUAAUGUAUGAAGUAGGGAACAAGUCAUUACAGAUAUUGAUUUAUCCUAUGGCCCGAUCAUUGCAAAGAAAUCUGUCUCGGAUCCAAGACUUUUAAUUUUUGAAAACUAAUUAAAAUAUCUCUCUUACUACAAUGUUUAUUGUGAUGUAAAAUGGAUUUUUAUUACGAUUUAUUGCAUUUUGAAACCUAAAACAAUUUUUUUCAUCGGUGUGUACACGAUGGCUAAUUAUCUAAGAUUCUUUUUUAUCAAAGAUAAUGCCGUUGAAAUGUGUUGAAAUAAAUUAUUUCCUGCACUUUUUUUGUCUCUUAAUAUGCAACGGAAUCAUUGAGCUUUUAUCAAUAUUUUUGCAAAAUAACCUGUAUUUCCUAAGAUAAACAAUUAUAAACAAGAAGAAAAAAGGGUGAAUCCUGCCUUGUUUUGCAUUUGGUAAAUUGAAGAUAUCUUGUUCUUUUCUGACUGGCAUUUCGCCAACAAUCUUACGAAUCGAAAUUGAAAUGUAAAAAAUUGUAUAACUUUGAUAUUUUUAAGGAGGUUAUUCGAGUGUA